AUGUCUUCUCUAUUUUCUGACACCGUUGAAAGUGCUCCUCGACUCGGCGCCAUGUCGAACCCAGACUCUGCUAUCGCUGAACCCUCUUCGUUAAUGGCGAAUCUCCCUCUUGGAUAUGUUAUGCGGAGCUUUACAACUUUCAAACAACUGCAGAUAGACACCUCGAACAUCCUGAAGGUGCUCCAAGACAACGAAGAAAAUGGAAACCAGUACCUUGUUCUGCUCGGAGUCUCUAAGCGUGGCAUCGAAAAACUCGAGAAUCAAGGAUUAUCCGGCUUAGACUAUCGCUUUCAAUGGGAGGGAACUGUUGGACUUAUUAAAGUGGUCCCAUCGCAUACACAUAACGCCACUACUGAUCAAGUCACUCGGACUAUCGAUGAGUACUUAAUGGCGAUGGGAAUCCGAUCGGUCGAUAGAAAAUGGGCUAUGACAACAACCUAUAAGCCCACCGCUAGUAAGGGCAAGCAGGCUGACCAAUGUUUUAUCCCGCCGUGCCGCCGUGCCUCCCCUGGACAACCUGUUGGCUGGCCAACAUUCGUGAUUGAAACGGGUGUUUCAGAGUCUCUUUCGCGGCUCCGCGAAGAUGCCCAAUGGUGGUUCAAUAACUCCGGUGGAGAAGUUCGGAUAGUGUUAGUUAUUAGCAUCAAGCAAACCAAAGUCGAGUUUGAGCUUUGGCAGUUAGCCCCGCCAAAUUCACCCCGCCCUCUUACGCGAGUCUAUAUCGACUCUCUACGCCGGCGACAUCUACCGCCUCUUAUUCAGCAGGCUGCAGGUACACAACAGAUGUACUCUCACUAUAAGGUCGAUGUCACCUCAAGUGGCGUUGCAGGUGCCCCUCGAGUUGACAAUGCCCCUAUGGUGCUUCCAUUCGAGGCUCUUUAUAACCGGCCACCAGGAGUCACGGAGGGUGACUUGGUGCUUAGCGAUCAAGACUUUAAAGACUUUGUGGACACCAUUUUGUGA
Penicillium maclennaniae is the source of this 963-nucleotide messenger RNA. RefSeq lists its product as uncharacterized. NCBI's taxonomy places the organism in Eukaryota, Fungi, Ascomycota, Eurotiomycetes, Eurotiales, Aspergillaceae. Bases 1 to 963 code for a protein of 320 amino acids. The transcript has a single exon. The record is from RefSeq and is a predicted model, not a curated record.